Molecule: messenger RNA, 2826 nt
Organism: Anguilla rostrata (American eel)
Lineage: Eukaryota; Metazoa; Chordata; Actinopteri; Anguilliformes; Anguillidae
Gene: ywhag1
Product: 3-monooxygenase/tryptophan 5-monooxygenase activation protein, gamma polypeptide 1
Exons: 2
Coding region: 141-884 (247 amino acids)
Biological process (GO): intracellular protein localization; signal transduction
Cellular component (GO): cytoplasm
Molecular function (GO): protein kinase C binding
Source: RefSeq, a predicted model, not a curated record
GGGGGUGUCCCGUCGGCACGCGCAGACAGCAGGGAGCAGCUGCAGCAAGAGGAUCGCAUUGCAUUUCACUGCAUUGCAAGUGACAUUUUCGCAUUUCCUCUAAAAACUUAGAAUAACGUAUUCACCAACGACACUCAAAAAUGGUAGAUCGCGAGCAAUUGGUGCAGAAAGCCAGAUUGGCUGAGCAGGCUGAAAGAUAUGACGAUAUGGCAGCUGCCAUGAAAUCGGUAACGGAGCUGAACGAGGCCUUGUCCAAUGAGGAGAGGAACCUGCUGUCGGUGGCCUAUAAGAAUGUGGUGGGGGCUCGGCGCUCCUCCUGGCGGGUCAUCUCCAGCAUCGAGCAGAAGACCUCGGCCGACGGCAACGAGAAGAAGAUCGAGAUGGUGCGGGCCUACCGCGAGAAGAUCGAGAAGGAGCUGGAGGCCGUCUGCCAGGACGUGCUCAACCUGCUGGACAACUUCCUGAUCAAGAACUGCAGCGAGACGCAGCACGAGAGCAAGGUCUUCUACCUGAAGAUGAAGGGCGACUACUACCGCUACCUGGCCGAGGUGGCCACGGGCGAGAAGAGGGCCGCGGUGGUGGAGUCCUCCGAGAAGGCCUACAGCGAGGCCCACGAGAUCAGCAAGGAGCACAUGCAGCCCACCCACCCCAUCCGCCUGGGCCUGGCGCUCAACUACUCCGUCUUCUACUACGAGAUCCAGAACGCGCCCGAGCAGGCCUGCCACCUGGCCAAGACCGCCUUCGACGACGCCAUCGCCGAGCUGGACACCCUCAACGAGGACUCCUACAAAGACUCCACGCUCAUCAUGCAGCUGCUCCGAGACAACUUGACACUGUGGACAAGCGACCAGCAAGACGACGAGGGAGGGGAGGGCAACAAUUAAGAAUGAACCCCCGCGCGCUACACACGACACGUACACAUUAAUAAAAAAAAUUAAAAUAAAAAGGGCCGGUGGACUUUGGCAGUCGCUUUUGCCGAUGACACUACCGCAGCAGCAGUUCUUUAUUUUUCCACGAAUUUAAAGAAAAAAAAAUCAAAUAAAAAAGAGCGGUUAGAGGGGGAGGUUAAAUAUUAGUUAAAUAAGUAUAGUUAAAAAAAAAAAAAGAAAAAGAAAAAGAAAAAGAAAACCCUCCUCUCCUUGAUUGCCUCUUCGACAUUUGCCAAAACACCACUUAGAGGAAAGAUUCAGUCAGUCAGGAGUGGCUGUUGGUUUGGAACGGCAGCCUCACACUGGCACAUGGACUGUUCCUGUAGUGCAAACAAAGUGGAGCUGCUUAUUUUAACUUUAGGGGUGAGGGAAAAGUAUUAGAGACGGUCGGGAGGGGAUACAAAGCUUGAGCAAAAACUUGAAUGUCAUCGCCUCAAAAAACAAAACUAUUUGCAGUGGUUCCAGUACGCACGAGGAAAGAGUCCCAUUUUAGGUGUUUUAGGAGUGCUUUUGCAAUUGAAAGUACGCCCGGUAAUGGCUUAGCUGUGGAAAAAAAAAAAACACUAUAAAUGUGUUUUGAUGGUUAGAGGAUGUAUCAAUCUCAGACAUAGGACCUGAAAGCUUGAAGGUUAAGGUACAGUGAUGAUCACUUUUUCCCCCACACUAAUUUUAGUCAAAAUAUUUAAAAAAAAACAUUUCUGGCUCCAAAAUUAUUAUUAUUAUUAUUAUUAUUAUUACUAUUAUUAUUAUAGAAUUUUAAAUGUUAUGCAAUGCAUAUGAUAUCAGUUGCAAUGGCAAAUAUAUGGCAUCAGGCAUAAAUAUAAUUAUAUUAUGCAGAUGCAGUAUUGCAUUUACUUAAACCAAGUCAAGAUUAACACAAACGAAACACAUUUAAGUUAACCACAAUACACAAAAUGCAAGGGUUAAAAGGGGAUUUGCCAAAUAGAAUGUUUCAGGGAAAAAAAACAAAAUGAUUUUAUUCCCUGAAUUUGGUCUAAAUAUUUUUUCUGUUCUUCGAGGCCAGACUCCGAACCUGUAAUAGCACAGGAAGACAGAAUAUACUGGAACCACAGACUCAGUGAGAGGACAAGGUACAGUUGAGGGCAGAGCACUGGCAGUGUUAAAAUGGAGGACGAUCUUAAAGCAGCUUCGAGGUUUGUGGUUUACUUUCGUUUUGUGUUUGUUUUUUUAUUUAAAGAAAUGCACUUGCCUAUUAUACUGUUUCUUCAGUGUAAGACGAUUACUGCUCAAAUAUUCUCGGAAAUACAAUACUGUGCAUGCUGGUGAUGUAUUUAUAUACAGUAGCUUGACUUUAUUAACUUAUAAUGUAGGUGUUAUGUAUUCAUAUGAACAAGAAAUAACUAGACUUCAAUCUGAUUAUUUUCUAUUUAUUACUUUUUUUGUUGGAUUGUUUCAAUUUAUUUUUUGUUUUUUCAUUUGCUAAAGUACGCUAUACCAAAACAGUGAUUGUUAACAAUAAAUUGAUCUGUUAUGGACGUUGCUAUAGUGACAUGCAAUUCUUGUAUUUGAUUUGUUAAACAAAAGAGGAGGAAAAAAGACAAAAAACACCAGUGUUAGCUUAAUCAUACUGUCUGGUGUUUUGUCAUGGUGAAAUUAUAAUUAUUACAUUGUAAAACAAUAUGUUGUUCUUAGAAUGACUUCUGUUUGUGCUUUUUUUCCUGUCAAGUUAUGCAGUGAGAUAUUUAAGGUUGAACAGUGUUUUUUUUUCUCUCCAGAAUCAGUGUUUCUGUAAGGAAUUCUCACACGGACCAUUAUUUAUUAUACUUUUUUAUUUAAAACUUUUUAGCUGUCUCCUGAAUAUCUUAAAUGUGAGUCAUGUAGCGGUUGCACAAGAGCAAAAAUAAUAAUAAUAAUGAUAAUAAAAAAUGAAUUCAAA